This is a messenger RNA of Cheilinus undulatus (humphead wrasse), 1682 nucleotides long. RefSeq names its product copine-9-like. Gene Ontology annotation, cellular component: plasma membrane. Gene Ontology annotation, biological process: cellular response to calcium ion. The coding region runs from base 1 to 1674 and encodes 557 amino acids. NCBI's taxonomy places the organism in Eukaryota, Metazoa, Chordata, Actinopteri, Labriformes, Labridae. The record is from RefSeq and is a predicted model, not a curated record. The transcript has 21 exons. Gene Ontology annotation, molecular function: calcium-dependent phospholipid binding.
AUGAUGGCAUCAAUAGGAGAAUUCGACCCCCUCAACACCAGAGUCCCUGCAACUAAGAUAGAAGUUACCGUGUCCUGCAGGAGUCUACUGGACGUGGAUACUUUCUCCAAAUCAGAUCCUGUGGUAGUGUUGUAUUUACAGGCUGUAGGAACCAAGGAAUGGAGGGAGUUUGGCAGAACGGAGGUAAUCGACAACACACGGAAUCCAGAUUUUGUCCGGAAAUUCGUCCUGGAUUUCUUCUUUGAAGAGAAGCAAAACCUAAGAUUUGAUGUGUACAAUGUGGACUCCAGAAGCUGCAACAUUUCCAAACAUAAGGACUUCCUGGGACAGACCUUCUGCACCCUAGGAGAAAUCAUCGGCUCCACAGGGGGACGGCUGGAGAAAACCCUCUCUGGGAUCCCGGGGAAGAAGUGUGGAGUCAUUAUCUUCACUGCAGAGGAGCUCAGUAACUGCAGGGAUAUCGCCACCAUGCAGCUGUGUGCCAACAAGCUGGACAAGAAGGACUUUUUUGGGAAAUCAGACCCCUUCUUGGUUUUCUAUCGGAGUAACGAGGAUGGAACGUUCACCAUCUGCCACAAGACAGAGGUGAUCAAGAACACGCUGAACCCGGUGUGGCAGCCUUUCACCAUCCCUGUUAGAGCGCUCUGCAACGGGGACUACGACAGGACUGUGAAGAUAGACGUGUACGACUGGGAUCGAGAUGGCAGUCAUGACUUCAUCGGCGAGUUCACCACCAGCUACAGAGAGCUGUCCCGGGGCCAGAACCAGUUCAACGUGUACGAGGUUUUAAAUCCAAAGAAGAAAGGCAAGAAGAAGAAAUAUGUAAAUUCAGGAACUGUAACUCUGCUGUCCUUCAAAGUGGAGUCCGAGUACACCUUUGUGGAUUUCAUCCGAGGAGGAACACAACUGAACUUCACUGUGGCGAUAGACUUCACUGCAUCCAACGGUAACCCCUCCCAGCCCACCUCCCUCCACUAUAUGAGCCCCUACCAGAUGAAUGCAUACGCCAUGGCUCUGAAAGCAGUGGGAGAGAUUAUCCAGGACUACGACAGUGACAAGCUCUUCCCCGCCUACGGUUUUGGAGCUAAGCUGCCCCCUGAUGGCAAAAUCUCCCACGCCUUCCCACUGGGUGGUGAUGACGAGAAUGCAAACUGUGUGGGCAUCGAGGGAGUUCUGGAGGCUUAUUUCCAGAGUCUGAGGACGGUGCAGCUGUACGGACCCACAAACUUUGCUCCUGUUAUCAACAAAGUGGCAAAGUGUGCAGCAGAGAUUACAGACGGCUCUCAGUACUUUGUCCUGCUGAUGAUCACAGAUGGAGUGAUAUCUGACAUGGUCCAGACCAAAGAGGCCGUGGUCAAUGCGGCAUCACUUCCUCUGUCCAUCAUCAUCGUAGGUGUUGGACCAGCUGAGUUUGAUGCGAUGGAGGAGCUGGAUGGAGACGAGGUGCGGGUGUCCUCCAGAGGACGUUUUGCAGAGAGGGACAUCGUUCAGUUUGUUCCUUUCAGAGACUACAUCGACAGAUCUGGAAACCAGGUCCUCAGCAUGGCCCGGCUGGCUAAGGACGUCCUCGCCGAGAUCCCCGACCAGCUGCUGUCUUUUAUGAAGAGUCGAGGAAUUGAACCGCGACCGGCUCUCUCCUCCUCGCCACUACCGGAACUGCACCGACAUAUCUGACCCCCGAC